Hibiscus syriacus is the source of this 1430-nucleotide messenger RNA. RefSeq names its product homeobox-leucine zipper protein HAT5-like. Gene Ontology annotation, biological process: positive regulation of DNA-templated transcription. Bases 416 to 1249 code for a protein of 277 amino acids. The transcript has 4 exons. Gene Ontology annotation, cellular component: nucleus. Gene Ontology annotation, molecular function: sequence-specific DNA binding; DNA-binding transcription factor activity, RNA polymerase II-specific. The record is from RefSeq and is a predicted model, not a curated record. Lineage: Eukaryota; Viridiplantae; Streptophyta; Magnoliopsida; Malvales; Malvaceae.
ACUUACAGAGGCGACACAAAAGGCGACGAAAAUAAUCCUUUCGCUUUCUUCAAAGGUUUUUUCCGUCGGAAAAAACUGGUUUGACGUUUGAGAGCUACUAAAAUUUUCUUUCCAAAUAAAGUUUCUCUUCUUCUUUUCAUCCCCCCCAUUUUUAAAGUCUUUUACAGUAAAGGGUAAGGGGGAGUGUGAUGGGAUCUUGUAUUUGCCCAUUGGAGACACCAGCAAGGCUGCUGUGGACUACUAGUUUCUUUCGCCACAAGCUCAUGAUCUUUUAAUUUUAUAGAAAAAGUAAAACACAGAAUUAAUCUCUGUGUUCAAAACAAUCUUUACUUGUUUCUUUUUACUCACGAAAUUCCGUCGCUAAAGAGUUUUUAGCACAAACACUUACAUACAACACAUAAGAGAAGUUAUAAAGAUGGAGUCCGGCCGUCUUUUUUUCAAUCCCUCGACCUGCAACAGCAACAUGUUGUUUCUCGGGAACACUGAACCCAUCUUUCGAGGAGCAAGAACGAUGCAUAGCAUGGAGGAAAACACAAAGAGGCGAUUGUUCUUCAGUUCACCGGAGGAUUUGUACGACGAGGAGUACUACGACGAGCAGUUGCGUGAGAAAAAGCGUCGUCUCACGUCAGAGCAGGUGUAUCUGCUAGAGAAGAGCUUCGAGUCCGAGAACAAGCUGGAGCCGGAGAGGAAGAACCAGUUGGCAAAGAAGUUAGGACUGCAGCCAAGGCAGGUGGCGGUUUGGUUCCAGAACCGCCGUGCGAGGUGGAAGACAAAGCUGCUUGAAAGGGAUUACGAUCUCCUUAAAUCUUCCCUUGAUUCCCUUCAGUCAAAUUAUGACUCUAUUCUCAAAGAAAAUGCCAAGCUCAAAUCUGAGGUAGCAUCCUUGACCGAAAAGCUACAAGCCAAAGAUGUGGCAACGGAAGCAAUAACAGGUCAAAAGUAUGAGUCCUUACCGGCCGAGAUGGUUUCCGCCCUCCAAUUCAGUGUGAAGGUAGAGGACCGUCUGAGCACCGGCAGCGUCGGGAGCACGGUGGUCGACGAGGACGCUCCGCAGCUAGUCAACAGGGGCGAUUCCUCCUACUUUCUGAGCGAUGAAUACCCCAGAUGCAUUGGCCCUAUCAAUGGGGUUCAUUCGGAGGAAGACGACGGCAGCGACGACAGCCACAGCUACUUCUCCAAUGUGUUCACGGAAGCCACAGAGCAGGAGCAGCAGCAUGAGGAGACAUUAGGAUGGUGGGUCUGGUCCUGAAGGAUCCUGCAAAAAAUAUAUAUGUAUACUGUUUCAUAAUAUGUCAUGCUUUAAGACAACAUAUGGAGAUGACCUAAAAGAAGAAGGGUGAUAUCAAAAGCCUGGUGUAUGGGGUAAAGUGAAUGAAUAACAUUUAAUCUAAAGUCAACGAAAUGGUAAUAAUCUUUGUUUAAGCUACACA